AUGAAUUUGUUGAAAUUUUACAACAAAGUACCAAAAAUAAGUUCGGCGUCUCAAAAUGUCGAUCAAUCAGAGUUUUCCUUGCAUUCUUCUCAUAGACAAGAAAUUGAUACAAUUGCUCCACAGUCUGACCCAGCUGAAAGAACUCCAAUAUUGGAGUAUCAUCCAAACCAUCGUGAUGAAAUAAGGAGGGCAUACAUUCAAGGUGGUGCUUGCCAACCUCGGUAUCAUGACUUCUCUCAAUCUCACUUUUCCGGAUUUAUGCGUCGUUUUAAUCCUCUGUGGUUUGAUGAAUUUAAUUGGUUGGAUUAUAGUUCUAUUAUUGCUGCAUUUGACAAACAGUCUGAUCAAACUAAGCUUGAGUGUUGGCUUCGCUUAAAUGCUUCAGUUGAUGUGGUAAGGAUUCUUUUGACUCAAGGAUUUGCUUUUCACGGUCAUGACGAAAGUGAAACGUCAUUGAACAAGGGUAAUUUUAUUGAAAUUCUUUCAUGGUAUGCGGCUAAAUGUGACAAGAUUGAACCUUUUGUGUUGAAACAUGCUCCAAAAAACAAUAAGAUGACUUCUUCAGAUAUUCAAAAAGAAAUUGUGACCGCAUGUAAGAUAGAAACUAUUAAGGCUAUAAUAGAGGAUCUAAAUGGUGACUACUUUGCUUUAUUAGUUGAUGAGUCUUUAGAUGUGUCACGCAAAGAGCAAAUGGCUAUUGUUUUACGGUAUGUCGAUAAAAGAGGAAGCGUGAUGGAGAGGUUUAUUGGCAUGGUUCAUGUUCGAGAUACUAGUGCUUUAUCUCUAAAGAAAGUAAUUGUCGAUGUACUUGUUCAUCAUUCUUUAAGUUUAUCUUCUAUACGCGGACAAUGUUAUGAUGGGGCAAGCAAUAUGCAAGUUGCGGUUUCUAAGAAGUGUGUUCAAGUAGGUGAACUUGUAUUAUUGGUUUCAAAUAUUUUGAAUGUGUUGGGAGCUUCUUUUAAACGUGUGGAUGAAUUUAGAGAUUCUCAAAAAGAAAAACUCCAAGAGGCAUUAGAUAUGGGUGAACUAAAAACAGGUAGAGGCUUGAAUCAAGAACUCGGUCUUGUUAGAGCUGGUGAUACUCGUUGGGGAUCUCACUACAAGUCAUUUGGAAACUUUAUUCGUAUGUUUGGCUCUAUUGCUGAUGUUCUUGAUACACUUGUUGAAGAUGCAGGUACUUUAGAUGAUAGAGCUAAGGCAUCGGGAUAUUUGGGGAUCACAAAUAAGUUGAAUAUAUCCUUACAAAAAAAAGAGCAAGAUAUUGCAAAUGCCAUGCUACUUGUUCAAGUAGCGAAGAAAAGAUUGCAAACUUUAAGGAGGGAUGAUGAAUGGGAUUUAUUUGUUGAUAAAGUUUCUAUGUUUUGUAUCAAGCAUGAUAUUUUGGUGCCUAAUUUUGAUGGUCUAUAUGUUAACUUUGGAAGAUCACGGCGAAAACCUGCUGAUUAUACUUUCUUUUAUCAUUAUCGUGUUGAUGUGUUUUGUAAAGUUCUUGAUUGGCAAGUUCAAGAACUUAAUGAUCGUUUUGACAAAGUGACGACUGAGUUGCUUCAUGGAGUUGCUUGUUUGAAUCCAAUUGACGCAUUUUCAAGUUUUGAUAUUAGAAAAAUAAUGAAGAUGGAUGAAUUGUAUCCUAAUGACUUUGAUGAAUUUAGGAUGAGUUCUCUUGAGAAUCAGCUUGCGAGUUACAUUAUUGAUGUUCGUGAUUUUGAUGAAAGGUUCUCCAAUCUAAAUGGGCUUUCUGAUCUUUCAAAAAGAUUAGUUAAGACAAAGAAGCAUUCAGUUUAUCCUCUUGUAUUUCUCUUAGUGAAACUUGUGUUGCUUCUUCCUGUUGCCACUGCAACCGUUGAAAGAGCUUUCUCAGCAAUGAAGUUUAUCAAGAAUGACUUGCGGAAUCGAAUGGAUGAUGACUUUUUAGGCGGUUGCAUAGUGCCUUAUGUAGAAAGAGAAGUAUUUAGUAUUGUUUCUAAUGAGUCUAUUAUAAAAACAUUUCAAGAGAUGAAGCCUCAUCGAGUACGUUUGUAA
Nicotiana attenuata is the source of this 2022-nucleotide messenger RNA. Its product is annotated as zinc finger MYM-type protein 1-like. The transcript is spliced from 4 exons. Gene Ontology annotation, molecular function: protein dimerization activity. Bases 1 to 2022 code for a protein of 673 amino acids. The record is from RefSeq and is a predicted model, not a curated record. NCBI's taxonomy places the organism in Eukaryota, Viridiplantae, Streptophyta, Magnoliopsida, Solanales, Solanaceae.